CCUCUUUUCUAAUAUCCGGUUCACGCAAUUGGUUUGUUUAGAGAUUUUCUCUUGCAAUUUGCACAGAAAUAAGGCGUAUAUCACAGCUUUUGCAAAAAACUAGUGUCUGAGACAACAUGGCGCCCCGUAAGGCAAAAGUACAAAAAGAGGAAGUACAAGUCCAGCUUGGCCCACAGGUACGCGACGGCGAGAUCGUCUUUGGCGUUGCUCACAUCUAUGCCAGCUUCAACGACACGUUCGUGCACGUCACUGACUUAUCCGGCCGUGAGACAAUCGCCCGCGUCACUGGCGGCAUGAAAGUCAAAGCCGACCGUGAUGAGGCAUCGCCCUAUGCAGCUAUGUUGGCAGCUCAGGAUGUCGCCGAGAAGUGUAAGCUACUUGGUAUUACGGCCCUGCACAUUAAGUUGCGUGCGACCGGUGGAAACAAGACAAAAACCCCUGGACCCGGUGCUCAAUCGGCGCUGCGCGCUCUCGCACGUUCAUCAAUGAAAAUCGGUCGCAUCGAGGAUGUGACGCCUAUCCCAUCGGACUCAACACGCAGGAAGGGCGGUCGUCGCGGUCGCCGUCUGUAAAGCAAUCAGGUGUUUGUGUUGUGGAUGCUGCAACCCUCACUCGUCAACGCCGAACUCUAUAUGAAACAAAUAAAACAAAAGCGCUAACUCUUACAUAUAUUAAAAA
This is a messenger RNA of Drosophila hydei, 678 nucleotides long. Its product is annotated as 40S ribosomal protein S14a. Lineage: Eukaryota; Metazoa; Arthropoda; Insecta; Diptera; Drosophilidae. Bases 117 to 572 code for a protein of 151 amino acids. Gene Ontology annotation, biological process: ribosomal small subunit assembly; maturation of SSU-rRNA from tricistronic rRNA transcript (SSU-rRNA, 5.8S rRNA, LSU-rRNA); translation. Gene Ontology annotation, molecular function: mRNA 5'-UTR binding; structural constituent of ribosome; small ribosomal subunit rRNA binding. The record is from RefSeq and is a predicted model, not a curated record. Gene Ontology annotation, cellular component: ribosome; cytosolic small ribosomal subunit. The transcript has 3 exons.